GUAUUUAUUUUUUUUAUGUUGGCUGCAUUGCGGCCGGAUGGUGUCCAUAUGUGAUAUGACUAAUACGGUAAAUAUACGCGGAAAAGAGAUUGGUUAUAAUGAACGCUUGUGUCUUUUAAAAGAUACGGCACAAAGAACUAAUAAUCAAACGUAACCUAAUUAAUCCGCUUAUCAUCAGCACAUAUCAGUGAGGCAUCGAACGUUUUGAGUCAGCAGAAUUGAUAUAUGCACACGUGUUGUCUAUUUGUAAUUUUAUGAGGAGUGUGCAGUGGACUCUCUGCGGAAGUGAAACAUGAUUGAAUAAUCAUAGCAUAUAUGUUUGCAACAUAUAUAGGAAACAUCUUCACCGGUUAUUAUAACAAUCAUGGAGACUAUUAAACAUUUGUGGAAUGUCAAUCAGUUUAUGACGAAGCUGAAGAGUCCUUUGACUACGGAAUUGCAAACAUUUUACAUGCAAAAAUGUAAACGUCUUCGUAAUGCAGUGGAAUUACCAAAGGAAAAUUUUGGACCAUCAGUAAUGUGUUCGCAUUGUGGAUCACUUUGGAGCACUGUUGAUCAUCAAGUUCGGAUAUCACGGGGUAGAAAAAUGUCUAAAUCAGUGAAAAAGAUUAUACAGCGUAUGAAUGAAAAUCCAAACCAAAAGAUCCCAAAAGUUUGUGCUACUUUGGCACAGAAAUCUAUAAAAAAUGAGAUGAAUAAAUUGGUCAUUAAGUGUUCGGUUUGUUCUAAAAAUACUGAAUUGUCAUUCAAAAAAGAAAGCAGACCAAAGCCAAUUAAAUUAAAUAAUUCUCAGAUAGAGACGCCGCAAACUAAUCUUAAGCACAAAAAGAAAAAGAAGAAAUCUAGAGACAAAACUGCUGGUUUGAAUAUUUCCGGUUUGAAUAUUUCCAGUUGUACACCUAAAUCACGAUUUGAUAAAAAAGAUAAUAGUAUAACAUCUACCAAAUCAUCUAUGAUUACACCUAAAAUAAAUAGUAACACAAAGUUGUCUAUUUCUACUAAAAAAUCCAAGAAAUUGAGUAUAGAACGGUUAAAGCAUAUCAUGGAAAAUAAUGCAACACCUACAAAUAGAAAAACCUUGCGCAAUUUUCUAGCAGAACUGUGAAAUUAUAGAUAGGUAAUAUUUUCGAUUUUGUAUAAAUAUUUAUAAAAUUGUAAAUAUUUCUAAAAAGUGUGUAUAGUGUAUA
Messenger RNA from Linepithema humile (Argentine ant), 1187 nucleotides. RefSeq lists its product as uncharacterized. NCBI's taxonomy places the organism in Eukaryota, Metazoa, Arthropoda, Insecta, Hymenoptera, Formicidae. The record is from RefSeq and is a predicted model, not a curated record.